AUGCCAAUAUUACAGUCAAAAUUAAACCAGCCAAACAGAGGAAUUCUUCUGACAGCUGAAAUGGGUUUUGGAAAAUCUUCAAUUGUAUCUAAUAUUGUAUGUGCAAAACAAGACAGUGUUUGGCACCAGCUGAAGAGCCGGGUGUUGGCUUACCAUAUGUGCAGGUAUGAUGUAAUAAGUUCAUCAAAGCCUGAUAUAUUCAUUAAAAAUUUAGUAGGCAUAAUUGUAAAAAGUAUACCCGAACUUGGGAAUUCUAUUUUGUCAGAUGACCGAGCAUUAGAUUUUCUUUAUGGUGUAAGAUGCAGAGAAGACCCUGUUGGUUGUCUAGAAUUUUCUCUACUCAAUCCACUGAAGAACAUAUGGAAAGAACGAAGUCAUAUCAUAAUUAUUGAUGCAAUUGACGAAUGCCAACCUACAGAAGGCCAUAGUUUACAGGAUUUAUUGUACAAGAAAAUGACAUUUUUUCCUGACAACGUGAAAUUUGUUAUUACGAGCCGAAAUAUUGAACAAAUCACACACAAAUUCAAAAUGCUUGACACAAUUAGUCUCGAUAACUAUACACAGGAAAACCUCAAAGAUGUUCGUUCAUAUAUUGAUAAGACAAGAAAACUUAAUGAUAAAGACAUUACAAAACUGACAAAAGUUUCAGGUGGAAACUUCCUUCAUGUAAAAUUGUUCUUGAACUACUGCAUACAGAAAGGGUCCUGCAAUUAUGAUAACAUUCCAGACACUUUAGAGAGAAUAUAUGUUCUAAAUUUUGAAAGAGUAUUUCGAGAAAAGGGAUUGUUUGAGGAGUUUUUGGAUAUGUUUGCAGUUUUAUGUUCUUUGCAACAUCCCAUUGAUGAAGAUCAAUUGCUAGACGUAUCUGGUAUGAAAACAAACGCAAAAGUGCGAGCUCGACAAAUUUUAGGAAACGAACUUGGACAUUUUUUGAAGAUUUCUGAUGGUAGGCUCUCGUUUCAGCACAAAUCGUUGGUUGACUUUCUAACAAAUUCUUCUAGAAGGCAUUUGAAUUUUUAUAUUGAUAUUAAGAGAGGCCAUAAACUAUUUGCAGGAUAUUUGUUACAAUCCUUAAAUCUGACAGAAAGCAACAGUUUAUUAGAGGUAGUUCAUCAUGUAGCUUUGGCUAAAGACGUAGAUUUUGAAGCUAUGCUAAUAAAUCAUGCAAGUGAUUUAAAUCACGAACAACAGGUAAUAAGUUCAGAGAUUUUACAUAACGUUGUUAGGGAGUAUGAUUCGUAUGACACGGUCAAACUAACGAUAAGAUUGGUCAGAAUAAACGCUUCAAAUUUCAAUGAAGAGGAAUUAUCGCUUUCGGCGUUUAUAGCAAUAGCAAAUGAACACGAGGGAUCAUUCAGAGCAUGCAUAGAAAAUGGCGCAAACAUCUCUUACAUUCAUGAUCCAUUGUUUUGGUAUGCUUCUGGUGACAUUUCAUAUAUUUGCAAGUACAUAUAUUUUUGUAAAUAUAGUCUUUUACAUUUAGCAGCUCAAAGGGGAUACCUAAAAAUUGCAGAAAUUUUGAUGGAAAACCAGAUUUCAUUAUUAUAUCUAAACAACUCCUUGGGACUAAAUGCCUUUCAGUUGGCUGCUGAACAUGGCCAUACAUCUGUAAUGGAAUUGUUUCUAAAAUAUAACAGCACAUUAGCAGAUUUUUAUUCCCUGCACCAGUCGGCACUUCGAGGAGAGUUUAAAGCUGUAAAAAUGCUUUUAGAUUAUGUUGAUGAUUUGUGCCAGCCAUGUUUAGAAUUCCCUAAUAUUCCUAGAAUAUAUAGAUCGUAUUUACAAUACAAUUUAACGUCAGAGACGAGUCAAAUCAAAUAUCAAGUGACACAUCGAUAUGAGACGUGGUCUGUAAACUUAGAUAAUUUGUUUAUAUGUGAAUCCGCUUUGAAUGCAGCAGUCAGAAAUGGAUACCUUGAUAUUGUGAAACUUCUAAUAGCAAAAAGCAAUGUUACAGUAAGUUGUCCUACUUUUGAUGGAUCUAUCCCGUUAAUGACAGCAGUAGUGUACAACCAAACAGAAAUAUUCAAGAUAUUGUAUGAAGCAGGAUCAAAUACAUAUCAAAGAUGCCACAGCUUUCGGAAUGCAGACUUGACUAUCAUGGUUACGUACCCAUUGGAAAACGAUACUUUUCUCAAUGUAAGUGUUACAGAUUUUAAACAGUCCUGCCCCCCAUUUGCAGGUGUUGAACAUUUAAUAGCUAUUUAUGACAAUUUGGAUAUUAUACAUUUUACAAACGAGAAAGAAUAUCAUUCUUGGUAUUCUGGAGACAUUGACGGUGUGACGCCAUUUCACUAUGCGUUCUGUCACAAUAGCAUUAACUUCAUGAACUAUAUUAUAUUAAGAAAUAAUUUUGUAUUUCCGAUUGCAGAUAUGAAAUCACACAAUGGCUCUUCGCCUUUCCAUUCUGCUGCUAUUUGUAAAUCUACUGCGCUAUUUCAUUACCUUAACCCCAACAAAAACAAUCAGUACAACAAAAUUCCUGACGUAAUUGAUAACGAAAACCGCUCCAUUCUUCAGUAUGCCUUUUUACAACCGUUACAUGGUGAGGACUUAGUGAAAUUAGAUUAUAUAGGUCAUGAUGCUUUUACAUCAUCGAUGUUACAUGUAAUUGAAGUUUCAAAUCAUAACGCUCUACACAAGGAUAUUUAUGGCAGAAACUUUUUACAUUAUGCAAGCUCAAGUGGAAAUUAUUUUGCAUUUGUACUUGUUAAAAAUUCAAAAGUUAUUGGGUCCAUGUUUGAGGAGUUGGUGCAACAAAAAGACAUAUAUGGAAAAACUUCUUUCGAAAGAGCAUUCGAAGCCAUGCCAGAGCAUAAUUUGUUUGAACCGUUUAGAAUGCCUGAUAAUUGCAGCUUGGAUGGUAUAUUUUCAUCUUCGUGUAAGACAAACCUUUCAGUCCUACUUUCACCCCAUGAGUAUGUUAUAUUAUAUUUAUCACGGUAUUUCUAUUCUCAAAAAAAAUUUCCUGAUGUUAAUGUUACAGACCUAUUAACUACGUCUAUAAAAAAGUCGAGAAUUUAUCCCAUUCUUACUUUAAAAGCAUAUGCCAGUAACGAAUUCAAUACCGCGGUGUCUAAUCCCGUUAUUUCAAGCAUGAUUUCGGAAUCUCCGACACCAUUUCUUGCCGAACACAUGCUGGAUAUUUACAGUUCCUCAUUUUGCAACGGAGGUAAUAGUCCUUUACACAUAGUAGUACAGAAUGAAAGAAAUAGACAAUGGACGUUUGCUUCCUAUUCGUUCCUGGACCGUUUAUUUGUCAAGUUUUCUAGUAUUUAUUUGGAUAACUGUUAUGACAAAGACGGGUACAAUUUACUUCACAAAUCUGUCAUCGGCGGACAUCCAAAAGCGGUUAAGUAUUUACUAGAAAACGGAAUGAAUGUAUUACAGAAGACAAAAGCUAAUCAAAGCGCUUUAACUCUUUCUAUCCUGUUGGCGCCUUAUACCAGAAACGGAUCUAUUCCAUCGUACUAUUAUACAAACCAUUCUAAAUUUCAUUCCUAUAAGUUAGUUAACCAAACAGAAACUGCAGACAUUCUAUUUGAUCAUAACGGAACUAUAAGCUUUGACGAUAUAGCGUCGAUACUUCUAACGCAUUUAGAAAAAUUACAGUUCAAUCGCACAAAACUUAAACUCGUCAUUUGUCCAUAUCACAUUGACGAUUUUGGAUUAAUGCAUAUUGCAUCGGCAAAAGGAAUGGUUUCCUUUAUGAAAUCUUCAAAGAAAUUGUUCGGUGAUGAUGUUUUGAGAUGUCGCGAUAUGUAUGGAGUUACACCAAUAUAUCUUGCUUAUAUAUAUCGUCAAACCAAUAUUGUAGAGUGGCUUGAAAAAAUGAAUUGUACUUUUCAUCGUCCUAAUAGAGCGAGUGAGACUAUAUUAAUUUACAAUUUAAUUGAAAACUACGAAUUAUCCUUGCCAUAUAAAUGGCGAUGUUUCACUAAUUUUGGACAAGGCUUCAAUGAGUUGAGGAGAAAUCAGAUUUUAAAAUGCACAGGACAAGAUCUUCGUUUACACAGUACUUUUCAAAAUCCGAUUAAAAGAGUUGUAUACAAAAUUCUGCAGGAUAAAAUGUCAGCUAGUUUAGGCGAAAACUAUUGGCAGUGGUUAAAAUUUGAAAACUACCAUUUGUUCCUUUUAAAUUACCAUUGGAAGAAAAAGUCGCACAAUCAAGUUUAUUACUUAUACAGACUUCUUCUCUUAUUUGGUUUUGAUGACAGACGUUAUCUAUUUCAACUAUUAUAUUCUCGGCGUACUUCUGAAAAAAGAACACGUUUCGACCCUAUAUCGGAUUUGACAGUUAAAACCCUUUUCGAUUCAAUCUUAAGCAAAAAGUACGAACAUUUUAGAAAAUUAAAGAUGGAAACGGAUUUACAUUCGAGCUGGUUAUCUAAUGAAAAACACGCUGAACUUAGAGAGGAUUUUCAAUAUGUCUUGUACAGUAAUUAUGAAGUUGAACAUUUCAAUACAAUUCUCCAACAGUGGGAUGAAGUGAGUGAUGCCGAAAUAAUAUUAAAAGACAAAGCAAAUAGGAAUUGCAAUAAUUGCCAGUAUUCUUUAGCAAUGUGUUUUGUUAACACUGCAAUUCAAAAACUAUCCUACAUAAAAAGUUACGAGCAAUUAAAUAGAGAAGCCAUGAAAUUCAUACCAGAGUGCAAUUAUGUUUGUUCUCUUAGCUUGAGAAUGUUAUAUCAUAGCAUGAAUAAUACGUUUAAGUUCAUUGCAGACUUAAAAACACCCGAUAAAAACGAAUUUAAAUCAUUGGUAAUUGAACUUGAAUUGCGAAUUAAAAGAACUGUAAAGAUGAUAGAUUCGUUUCCAGAAACAGAAAACGCAAACAUACAGCCCUUUGAGUUAUUUUAUUGUUCGCCUGUAUUCCAUGGCUUUAUGAGCAAUAUAAAUGAUUUAGAAAUGUAUAAUAUGAUAAAAUGCACGAAAUUGUAUGCCAAUAACGAACAUUUAAAAAUCUUUAGAAAGUUUCUAAUUACAAUGCUACAAGCUGUAGAACGUGAAUUUGAAUAUGAUUAUCACAUAUAAAACAUAAAUUAUCAUUUUUAGCAUGAUAACAAUAACCUUUGUGUAGUAGUUACAGUUAAAUAUUGUUUAAAAAUUUCGAGAUUGGCUUUAUUUGAUUUUAUUGAAUCAGCCUGCAGUCCUUUCCAACAAGUAUUUUCGAAGGCAAACAAGUUACUCCUGCCAAGAUACUCCAAGGGACACAAAAUAUAACUGUAAACAUAGAAAAGCUUUCGGAAACUACUUUCGUUUAGGGGCUAUAUAUUUUAAAGUGUUAUCCGAAAACACAACAAAAUACAACAUCCAAAUAAUUAACAAAAACAAAAUUGUCCGACUAGUUUUAAUGGCAAUCUUUUUUCGAAUAACUGUUGUUUUUUUUUUUUAUAAAUGCAUGCACCACUUUCGACAAUUGUGUACAGUUUAUUGUUUUAUUUUUAAUAUUUUAACAAAACUGUUUGCAAUAUAUUAAGUUAACCGCUUGGAAUGUUGUGAAAAAUGAUCCAUUGCCUAUAAUAUUAUGGAAAUUCAAGCGACAGGGUAAAUGUAUAUUUCAGCUAUAUUUCUUUUCAAAACCAAAGAAGUAUAUGUAGAGAAUACUAUAUUUUUCUAUUUUUAAUCAGUAUGCAUUGUACAUUCAAGAAUUUACGCUUUUCAUAUUACAGUUGCAAAAUAUGGUUUUGUGUCCGAAUGUUUUUCUAUCAUGUGAAGCAUAUGUUGAUCCCUAGAUAUGUGUUAAUUCCUUUUCGUUGGGUUGCUAUCGAAACCAUUUUUGUUUUCAGCAUUUCUGAAUAAAGUUUGAUUUAAUAGAUUCGAUUCAGUUAUUGCGUAUUUCAAAUACAAUUAGCUUUGUAGAAGUUUAUUUUCUGGUGAACCAAAUUUCUGCAACCUAUACAAAUUUGUGCAUCAUAAUAUGUUUUGGGAAACGGCUUCGUCUACAACAUUAGUCUGUCACAAGAGACACACUGUUGUUGUUUUUUGUUAGAAGACCUAAUUAUUCAUAUCCUCUAAACAUAUUACUUAUGUUCUGAAGUUUCUGUCUGCCAUAUGUCCGUCGUCCUUGGUCUCAUUUUCAUAAUUAUGGUGCAACGACUAGUUAGAUUAUGGUUUAUAUGUCAACAAUUUUUGGUAUUUAGAAUCGUUGCAAAGUAUACAUGCCGGUCUGCUAGGGCGUAUCUGACCUUGUUAAACAUUACAUUUUCGUGGUUAUGAUAUUUUCUCCGAUACUUCAAGCAAAAUGUUAACUAUAUUUGGUUCUUGGAAAGAUUGUAAGAUGUGCAUGUUCGUCUGACAGGGUCCAUCUGACAUUGACCUCAUUUUCAUGGUUCAUUGGUGAACGUUAAGUUUUCGUAAUUAGGUAUAUUUUUCCGAUACUUUAAGCGGUCAAGUGUGUUUGUUGUAUGAAAUACAUGUCCGUCUAUAUUCAUCCGACCUUGAACUCAUUUUCUUGAAUCAUGGAUAAUGUUAAAAUGAAUCAUUUAUAAUGUUAAAUGAAUCAUUGAUAAUGUUAAAUGUAUGUGAUAAAUAUUUUAUUUUGAUAGCCUAGUCUUUGUCUUAGUUUUAAAGGUCAAGCAUUUUUCAUAUCUUUAACAAGG
Messenger RNA from Mytilus californianus (California mussel), 6602 nucleotides. RefSeq lists its product as uncharacterized. The record is from RefSeq and is a predicted model, not a curated record. Lineage: Eukaryota; Metazoa; Mollusca; Bivalvia; Mytilida; Mytilidae. Gene Ontology annotation, molecular function: protein binding. Gene Ontology annotation, cellular component: cytoplasm. The transcript has a single exon. Bases 1 to 5034 code for a protein of 1677 amino acids.